AUCUCACCACAUUCCCUGUGAAGAGUGAGGAUGAUGAGGAGGAAGCUCCGCCCUCACAGCUUCAUCAGAGCCAAACUGAGGAGAGCAGAGAGGAGCUCUGGACCAAUCAGGAGGCAGAGCAGCCGGGUGGAGACGAGGAGUGGGCCGAGCCAAACCUGCAGGAGGCGCCGUCUGUCCCCGGGACGUCAGCAGAGGCCAGUGAACAGGAAGCGGCUGCCGCCGGCCGCCUCCCCUCCCUGGAGGCUGAGGGCCGGUAUCAGUGUUGGAAGCAGAGCGCAGAACCUCGGUCGGGUUUCUCUGCUCUGAAUUACAAUGAAGUCCAGGCGAGUCUGAUGAGCUCACGGAGCUUCAGCUGCUCGUUUUGUGGCAAAACGUUCGGCCGUAAGGGAACUCUGCGGAGACACAUGAUCAACCACACGGGGGAGAAACCGUUCAGCUGCUCGGUGUGUGGGAAACGAUUUCGUCUGAAGGAGCAGGUGCAGGCACACAUGAGCCAGCACACGGGGGAGAAACCGUUCAGCUGCUCGGUUUGUGGCAAAGGGUUCAGCUACAGGGGCAGCUGGCACACACACAUGAGGUGCCACACGGGACUGAAGCCGUUCAGCUGCUUGUUCUGCGGGAAAAGUUUUAGUUUAAAGGGAAGCCUGAAAAUCCACACCAGAAUCCACACAGGGGAGAAGCCGUACAGCUGUAGCACUUGUGGGAAAAGGUUCAUGCGUUAUUCAAAUGCCAAAAAGCACGUGUGUGUGAGCGAGCCUCCAGCCGGCAGCUCAGCUGAACAGAUGGAAGAGGAACCAGCCAGGAAGUCAGAUCCAGCUGCCGACGAGCCGCCGCUCUCCUCACACUCGUCUCAAGACGGUGACGAGGACUGGCCGCAGAGCAGAGGAGCUCAGUCGGGUUCAGACUCGCUGAGAGACGCUGAUGGAGCUGGAGGUCAGAUGAAGGCUGGCAGGGAGAAAGAGUUCAGCUGCACGGUGUGCGGGAAAACAUUCAGCCGCAAGGGAAACAUGCAGACACACAUGAUCAGCCACACGGGGGAGAAACCGUUCAGCUGCUCGCUGUGCGGGAAGAGAUUCACUUUGAAGGGGAAUCUGAAAACACACAUGAGACUCCACACAGGAGAGAAACUCUUUCAUUGCUCUGUUUGUGGCAAAACAUUCAGCUGGCAGUCCCAGAUCAAAACCCACAAGUGUGUUGGUCAGAGCAGCAGUUCAGUCAGAGCGAACACCCACAAAUAAAUCAGCCUCUGAGCACCGGCUCCAAACCUCCUGGUCCCAGAGAGGAAGGCUGCACUCUCUGCAAAUACAGAAUAUUACACCCAUCAGCCAUAACAUUAUGGACACCGAGCUGAUAUUGUGCAGGUCCCCCUUUUGCCACCAAGACAGGCCUGACCCGACGAGGCGUGGCCUCCACCAGACCUCUGAAGGUGAGCUGUGGUCCUGGGACCAGGAUGUGUCCUCAGCAGUUUGAGCUCCAGCAGCUCCUCAGUUGGAUCGGACCACACGGGCCAGCCUUCGCUGUCCACGAGCAUCGGUGAGCCUCGGCGCCCGUGAGCCUCGGCGCCCGUGAGCCUCGGUGCCCGUGAGCCUCGGCGCCCGUGAGCCUCGGCGCCCGUGAGCCUGUUGCAGGUUCUUUGUGGGUCCUGGGCCCUGCGGGGUGGGAACAGCCCACAGGUUCUGACCCGCUCGUCCAGCUGGCGCUCGGCCCUCGCCAGAGUCACUCCCGUUCUUACGCUCGCCUCUUUUUCCUGCGUUCACACGUCAACUUCCAGGACAAAAUGCUCACCUGCUGCCUGACAGACCCCGCCCACUGAUGGCUGCCAUGGCAACCAGAUGAUCAGUGUUAAUCUGUCAACCUGUCGGUGGCCAUGAUGUCACAGCUGAUCGGUGUAUUUGUUUCUGUCCAGCAGCCACCAAAUAAAAUUCAUCACAAAGUUAAACAGACUCAGGUCACAUGAUCAACUCGCCCCUUCAUCAGGUCGAUGAUGUCAUAUGAAGUCGACACAUGACCAAUAAAAAGAGUAUUUGGACCCACACGCUACAACCUUUUAAAGACGCUGAAAAAGACUCGGGGUCUUUUCAGUUCGUGCUCUUCUCAAACUGGAAAGGUCUGCAAAAGCAUUUCCAAAAAACAAACAAACAAAAAAAGAUUUGACGCAUUAAAAUUUGCUGUUUUUUUUUUUUUUUUUUUUUUUUUUAAAGAUGCUAUAAAAAGCACGAGGUCUUUUCUUAGUUUUGUUUUUAAACUUUGUGAUGAAUCUGACUUGUUUUGAAGGCAGGGAAGCAGCAGCAUGCUGGUGCUGAUGUGACUAAAUAAUUAGAAUAAAAUGAGAAUAAUAAUGUGUUGCUCUGGUUGAUGAGGAGCUGGUUUGUUCAGCAGAGACUCAGCAGGUUAAACGGGACCCUGUAGAGUCAGUCUAUAAUGGAUAAUUCUACACUGCUGUAGUUUGUGUGAGUGUGUGUUGUGGUCUGUGUGGAGGAGGCGGAGCUUCCCUCUGGCCUGCUGGUUCACGUCGUCCUGAGCGCGUUUCCUCUGAAGCUCCUGGUUUACAGCUUUACCGGAGAAAUGCUGUUUUAUUCUGAUGUUUUAUUUUACUGUGUUUUCUUGUGCUGCUGCCACAGAACUUGAAUGAACUAGAUCAGUCAUGCGCUCAUAUUGACGCUUCAUUUGAUUCAUGAUGAAAGUUGAGUUUUAUUUUGGAGGGAUGCAGAUGUUCAGGAAUUUAAACUGGUAAGAAAAGAAAAGCUGCUUUACUGGGUUUAGAAAAGAUUUUUGUUCUGUUCAGCCGAGAAAAACCAAUAAACACCCCGACCAAACAUU
This is a messenger RNA of Myripristis murdjan (pinecone soldierfish), 2820 nucleotides long. Its product is annotated as gastrula zinc finger protein XlCGF57.1-like. Gene Ontology annotation, molecular function: DNA-binding transcription factor activity, RNA polymerase II-specific. Gene Ontology annotation, biological process: regulation of transcription by RNA polymerase II. Gene Ontology annotation, cellular component: nucleus. Lineage: Eukaryota; Metazoa; Chordata; Actinopteri; Holocentriformes; Holocentridae. The transcript has a single exon. The coding region runs from base 333 to 1238 and encodes 301 amino acids. The record is from RefSeq and is a predicted model, not a curated record.